Misgurnus anguillicaudatus (oriental weatherfish) is the source of this 2792-nucleotide messenger RNA. NCBI's taxonomy places the organism in Eukaryota, Metazoa, Chordata, Actinopteri, Cypriniformes, Cobitidae. The record is from RefSeq and is a predicted model, not a curated record.
CGGUAAUACACAACAAGUUGCCUUGUCAACCGCCAUUAAACACUACAAGAAGAAGAAGCUAUUGACGGAGACUGGACAUGCAGAAAGUGGUCAAGAGAACCGCUGCAUAUCAAGAUCUUUUGUAAAACAGGUCUGUUUCAUCGUGCACACACAGGGAUCAAGAUUUUUUUAUCUUCAGUAAAACUCUAUGAAUUAGAGAAAUAAUUUCUAUUAUUCGACAAGUGAAGGUCCACUUCAUCAUAUGCGAAAUGAGUAAUGAAGACACUGAGGAUCAAACAGAUCUAAUGAAACUUGAAGAAGCAUCAGGAUCAUCAUAUGAUUCCAUAAUGGCAGCUAAAUCUGGUUGUUUGCAGAUUAAAAACACGUUUCCAAAAAGGAAACAAAGAACAAAAGCCAGCAAAACUUUUACUUGCCAUCACUGCGGAGAGGAGUUUGACCGUAAAGGACACCUUACAAAGCACAGAAAAAUCCACACUGAAGAAAAGAUUUUCAUCUGCCCUCAGUGUGAGAAAAGUUUCAAAUGGAAAAGUAACCUUAGAAAUCACAUAAGAAUUCACACCAGAGAGCGUCCAUACUCAUGCCUUCAGUGUGGAAAGAGUUUCAUACACAAAAGGAAUCUAAUGGUCCACAUGAGAUUUCACGCGGGAGAGCGUCCAUACACAUGUCCUCAGUGUGAAAAGAGUUUCAUACUAAUAAAUAAUCUAAAGGAUCACAUGAGACUUCACACUGGAGAGCGUCCGUACUUUUGUCUUCAGUGUGAAAAGAGUUUCACAAAUGAAAGUAAUCUAAAGGCGCACAUGAGAAUUCAUACUGGAGAAAAUCCACACCCAUGCCUUCAGUGUGGAAGGAGUUUUACACAAAAAAGUAAUCUAACGGUCCACAUGAGAAUUCAUAAUAGAGAGAAUCCAUACACAUGUCCUCAGUGUGGAAAGACUUACAAAUACAAACAUGGCUUUCAAGUCCACAUGAGAAUUCACACUGGAGAGCGUUCGUACCCAUGUCUUCAGUGUGAAAAGAGUUUCGCAAAUAAAAGUAAUCUAAAGGUGCACAUGAGAAUUCAUACUGGAGAGAAUCCAUACACGUGUCUUCAGUGUGGAAAGAGUUUUACACAAAAAGGUAAUCUAACGGUCCACAUGAGAAUUCAUAAUACAGUAGAGUGAAUCCAUACACAUGUCCUCAGUGUAAAAAAAGUUUCACAAGUACAAGUAAACUUAAAAUCCACAUGAGAAUUCACACCAGACAGAAUCCAUCCACGUCUGUAAUGCAGAAAAAGUUUCGGUCAAAAAUUAAAACCACAUGACAAUUCGCACUGGAAAACAAUGUCUAAAGUGUGUCAAGAGUUUCUUUACCGUGCAAAGACUGAUAUCGCAGAUUUGCAUAUUGCUUUUAGGUAUGCACCAAAUGUUUUCAGGUAGCGAGUUGAUUUGGCUGAGAAUAGCAAAAAAGCUUCUUUCCCAGACACUUUAACUCAUUUCCCGCCAACCCUUUUUCAAAAAGUUUGCCAGUCAGCAUUUUUUGAGAUAAUUGCAUUUUUGUAAAGGACUUCUGUUAGACAUCAGAUUCAGAACGAUUAUCAAAACAAACAAUGAGUUUUCUAUGCUGUUAAAUUAAUUGAUGCUUCAGUUUUUUUUUAUAAAUUGGGUAAGAGCGCCACCUAGUGGAUAAUAGUGGGAUUAUAGAUUAUUGUAAAAACUCGGCAGGGAAGCGUUUUGUCUUAAUUGACACAUAACUCGUCAAUGGCCGGGAAAGAAUUCAAAUGCUUUAAGACUGCCAACAUGUUAUCUGCAUUUAUAAAACGUAUGCGCCUCUGAUGGUUGCUAUUUAAUAACAUCUAGUGAUAGAAAUUUUCAUUCAUUUAAGUGACUCGUUCGUUUUCAGGUCAUUCAAAAAAAUUAUUCGUUCAGACUUAUGUGUUAAAAGACAAUGAAAGACUUUUUACAAAAACUCUUUAGUUUUUAAUAAAGCUCAAAUUGUGAAAUAUUAAGCAUAAUUUUAUCAAGUUACAGAAUAUAUUAAGACACAUUAGGCCAAGAUUCCAGUUCUCAAUGGUGAUUCUCUUUCUUCUAAACUUUCUUCCUUUCUCUGUUCUCUAUACUAUCAGGUAAUAUCUUACUUACAUUGGAAACGGUUAAUUGUUUGUACUAUUUACCAUUUCAUGCAUUUAGUGUAACCAUUUCAAAUUGUAACUUUAAGUCAGAACUGUUAUUAAAGCUUUUCAUUUACAAAUCUGUUGUCUAGUUUGGAUUUAAGGUUAAUACUGAAACGCUACAUAUUGCAAUUCAAUAUACUUAUAUUCUAGCAAUGCUCUCCCACAUAUUUUGCUAUCAUAAAUGUGCUUAUUUACGUUGUUGGUGUAAGUCGCAUAAGGGUGGAAAUUGACCAGAAAUACAGCUUUACACCAUCUUGCUGUUUAAAUUUUUUUGUCAUUUCGGCAUUCCUACAGCUUGAACCACUGUUGUGAAUCCACCCUUACAUUACUUAAGAAGUGUAACUGUGGGUUCAGACCAGCCGCGCUUGAAGCGUCUACCGUGUCUAGUUUGCCACUUGAGUUUACUUGCUUCAUUCAUGCAUGAAAUCCUAGUCAUCGAGACAUUCACACAGAAAUUUGCGUCAUGGGAGGGGCUUCUGCGACUCUGCUCACUUCCUGUAAUCACGUCACUACUAGAGUAAGCUCCUGAUUGGUUAACACAGAGCGUUUUUUUUUCGCCAAAGUAAAAAAUUUUCAACUUGCACAUUUCCCGCGGCAACGCCCAAUUCACGCCGCGAGACCUCCAGAUGCGAGUCAACAUGUC